Toxoplasma gondii ME49 is the source of this 7104-nucleotide messenger RNA. RefSeq names its product MoeA N-terminal region (domain I and II) domain-containing protein. Gene Ontology annotation, biological process: Mo-molybdopterin cofactor biosynthetic process; molybdenum incorporation into molybdenum-molybdopterin complex. The transcript has a single exon. Gene Ontology annotation, molecular function: molybdopterin molybdotransferase activity. NCBI's taxonomy places the organism in Eukaryota, Apicomplexa, Conoidasida, Eucoccidiorida, Sarcocystidae. The record is from RefSeq and is a predicted model, not a curated record. Gene Ontology annotation, cellular component: cytosol; cytoplasm. Bases 2220 to 5987 code for a protein of 1255 amino acids.
UGGCAAGACAACACUGACAAUAAUAUGACCGAAAUGUAUAUCAGUUACUUUGAAGGUACCAUCACCAAAUUGAGAACCGUUAAUUUAGAGAGACAGAUAAAUCUAAGCAUUCUGUACAGAAUAACAUUACGAAGGAGAAAGCACAACUGGUACUCAACCUACAGGUUCGCUCUGACUACACCAACCGGCAUCAAAAUGCCACGUCAGCGAGCGAUAUGUUUCGAGGCACACAGGUGUUGUAGGCAUAGCCUCGCUGCUACGGCCUCCAUCUGGAAAUGAGGAUUCCCCCAGGGUAAAGCAAAGGAGCGGGUUGAAUAGUAGCAUUUGCCUGCUUCUUCUAAGCACGCUUUCCCGAAUACAUGAGCACCUCACAUACAGCAUCCCCCCACUACUCUCCCACCCUCCACCAACAUCUGCACUGAGGAUCCUCGUUUGUCCAACGCUUGACUUGUUUUGCCUUACAAGUUGACGCAAACGUAUUUCAUUACACAGCGGCACUGUAGCAGCACAGAUAAGCUGGGCCACUUGUUUUUGUGUGAAAUCCGAUGCAUCUGAGUGUCCAGUUCCAACAAUGAGUGUAUGUCCAGGGCUUCCGUAACACAACAUAGAUAUCAAUGUACGUUGGUUAUGGUCCACCUCAGGAAGUACACACACGCUAACACGGAAAAACCGGUGUUUGCCUCUGCUCUUGGGGCAAGAUGGAAACCGUAUUGGUUCGCUCGUGACUAACCAAUCUCUUAGUUCAGACAGUUUUGUGCUACACCACGUAGCCACCGGAAUCUGCCGUCGUCGAGACAAGCAGGUUCGUGCGUGUGAUUCUAGCGCCUGGUGACAUGGAUUCGUUCCUCAGUUCUUCCCACUUGCUCGGGAACGAUAAUUCUGUGAGACGCUGUUUCAAACUUGCAUGUAAAUUGAGCGAGAUAUCGCAGAUUUCUGCAUGUUCUCAGAACCUGUGACUCGCCACGGUGUCAGCAAACGACGGCGGUGGACGAAGGUCCGUGGUUUAGGUAUCCUCGCUUGCAGCUGUCUCAAGAAGCGCCCGAGCUUGUGGUACCUGACAAAUUGACGGACUGCAGUGCUCAUCACAAGGUGAGCUUUUCCGUUAAUUCAUCUCCACAAAGACCAACUUACGAGUAUUUUUCUGUGGAAAUAUCUCGGAUCAACCCUAGUCUGGUGUAGCGGCCUCGUGCUCGUUUGUUCAUAUGACUUCGAUGCGAAACCCGAGUUGAGGUCUUUCCCUGGGUUCUGGCAUGGAAGCAAAGGAUCGAGGAAGGAGCAGCAGAAGUCUAGCACAGAAGAGAUGUAAAAGCAUCACUGGAGUAGGGGAGAGAAACUUAUCCUCUUUCUCAGACGUUCCUCAGUGACGAGGAGCCAGGGGGGCCGAGACAACAGGAUCGUUCCCCUAGCUCUGGGACCCCUAGCCCGAACCGGGAAAGGCGGGGAGACUUUUUGGAGACGUGUCAAUAACGAUGGCCAGUGCUUUCCACACUCAUUCCGUCUUCUUUUUCGCUUGAUUGUGACACGCUGGAGCCAAUAGGGUGUUUUAUCCUCUUGAAACGGUGCGUUUUUGAACUGGAAACUGUCGGAGACACUCGGCGAAAGAAGGCACGCGCUCUCCGUCAAGACACGAUGAACGCGCUGUCCUCCGCACACAAAACGCGCGUUUGCGGCGAGAUCCCCUUUUUCUUCCCAGCUUCUAUUUAUCUGCGUUUUCCAGGUCACUCUGAAUAUUUAAGAGUUGGCCGGCCGUAGUAAAUACACUGGCUUGAGGACGAGAAAGAGACAGUGUCUUUUAAGAUUUCCGCUGGCGAAGUAAAAAUAAUAAAGUACCCGUAAGGUCACUUUACCUUUGUGUUUUUAUGUAGGCGCAGCUCUGACGGAUUCCUAGCUUCCCUGGAAGGAGACCUUUCGCGGCAUUGUUUUUCCCGCCUUCUUCGAAUCGGCUUAGGUCUUCAAGCUCCAGAUCUACCUUCACAGUCCCUUUGGCUUUUUCUCUGUUCCUCUCUCGUCUGUUUGUGUACUUGCAGCGAUCCGCAUGUGCCAGUACAAUAUUUGCAUAUCCUUCUGGAGGAGAUACAUCCUGGUUUGCCUGGAACGGCAGUGUUUAGCUACAAGAAUCGCAGAGUGACAAGUCUCGUUUUGACGUACUUUCUCUCGAUUCACAAACCACGCCUGGCUGCCCUAUCUAUCCAUAGUUGCGAUUCGAACUCACGGACAGAAUGCCACAAAGAAGGAAGAGAAGAGACGCGGGUGACCGGGGAGCGUCCAACUCCGUACACUUGCGGACAGAAUUUAUCGCAGCAAGCGGCGUAGGUGGUGAAGGUGGUGAAGUACCGGGAACUUUGGAGACGCACACUCUCGUGUCUUCGCCUCGUUCUCCCGCCUCGGCUCGGAUGCUUCGUGGAGGCACAGAACCUGGCGACGAGGCAUGUCUGGGGAAUGGCUCGGACCUCAUUCGAGAAACCAGCAGCUUUCCCCUGCUGGAACUCAGCGAGGCGCAGUUUUUGGUCGAGUGUGAAGUCCGGCGGCUCAUCCACGCACACUUGCAUCGUUUCAAUGUCCUCAGAGGCAAGACCAAGCUCGCACCCGCGGGCGGUGUGUCUCCCGACCAAGCGCGUGGAGAGUCCACGUGCUGCCUUGGAGAAGCAAGCGCGCCCAAAGAUACUCAGGAGAAAGAGGGUACCGAGAGGACUCGCCAGGCAAAGAAGGAGGUCGCACCGACCCGAGGAGAGACUUCGCGUGUGGCUGAGCCACCCCUCACGUGCCACAUUACUCCGCCGUUCCUAGGUCGUCGCGUUGCGACUUCUGUCCUUGCUCCCCGACCCUUUCCUGCAUUUCGCGCCGCCCUCGUGGAUGGCUACGCUCUCCGCCUGACCCCGGAAGUUGGCGGGUCUCGACAGCCCUCUCGGAGCGUGUCCAGUUCGCAGAAGCGGGGCCCAGAGGCGCAAGACGACUCUCGUCUGGCACUCCGCAUUGUUCAGAAGGUCCGCGCUGGUGGGGAGUCGUGUGCGUUUCGUCACUCACACAUGCCAACGAAUCCCCAAAGUUCGCUCGUGACGCAGGCAGCUGCACCCCACCCAGCGGAUUCGACACCAGGCAAACAGGCAGGCGGCGCUCAGGACACUUGCCCCGAGUCCACUUGUGUGUACGUGACAACGGGGGCGCCCGUCCCGCCUCAAUUUCAGGCGGUCUUGCCUGUGGAAGCCUGCGUCGUGGAUCGAGAGAAAUCUCUAUGUAUGCCUGACCUCGCUGCUCUAGCGGCUCUGCGACCGGGAACAAACAUUCGAGCUGUCGGCAGCGACGUCGCCGCCGGCCUGCCGCUCAUGGAGCAGGGCCAGCGGGUCGGACCUGCCGAGGAAGGGCUUCUCGCGAGUUUCGACGUCCACCGACUCGAGGUGUACAGAUACCUGAACGUGCACACUUUGGCGAUUGGCGACGAGCUGGUGAGCAGAGUCGCGGGGGUUGGACAGAAGAGGGGGGAGGACGAAGAGUUCUGCGCGAGAAACCGAGGCGUGAAUGUUGCAGGUUCGUCGUCAGUCGAUGGAGCGACUCAGGCGUCUUCGAAGUGUGCCCCUCAGCCGCCGCUCUCGCCCGCGGCAGCGCAUGCGAACAAGGCUUUUCCCGGUGAAUCUCCCAAGUCCGCCCCUGCCAAAGUCUUCGACAGCAACUCCCCGACACUCGCCGCUCUAGUCGCCGACCGGUGCCCGAGUGCGCAGGUUCGCGCGCAACACUUUCUACCGGAUGAUGUGGCGGCUGUACGUACACUGCUAGUCAAGCUCGCGACGGGCGCGAGGGGAAAAGCGGCACUCGCGGGCUGUUCGCCGAGGUCGGGAGACCAGCUGAGAACGAUGGACGGACGAGGCAAAGAAGUCACGAGAGGUUGCGAAUGCCCUUGGUGCGCGGAGAUGGAUGCAAAAACUCAAGCGAAUGGACCUGACAACGUGGGUACCGGAGUCGAUGUCCUCAUCACCACAGGCGGGGUGUCCAUGGGUGACAGCGACUGUGUCAAACUCGCGCUUCUGCAGCUGCAGGAAGAAACAAGAAAGCGGCAGGAGCUCCGGGACGGGAAACGAGUCUCUCUGGAGGGUGGGCUUGGUUUUUCCGAACGUGAAAAACCAGGGAAAAAGCAGCUGUCUCCUGUCUGCGACGGACGCAGUCCUUCCUUCCGUAUUGACACAGAAAUUCACUUUGGCCGCCUGAACGUGAAGCCAGGGAAACCGGCAAUUGUUGCCUCGCUUCGAGUGUACAGGACGUCGUCGGAAAGCCCUCCAGGGGCAGGGAAAGAUUCGACGACGGAGGCGUCUCCGUGCCGGACACUCCUCGUGUUUGCGCUCCCCGGCAAUCCGUGUAGUUCGUGGGUUCUCUUUCACCUUCUCGUGGGUCCCGCGCUGCAGUUUUUCUCUUCGUUUUCUCCGUCUUCUUCGCUCUCGUGUCACCUCCCGCCACAGGUCCCGGUCCGCCUCGCAGCUCCUCUGCGGCCUGACGCCAGCCGUCCAGAGUUCCAGCGUUCCCUGGUGUACGUGGACUUUAGCGCCAGUACCGAGUGUCGGAGCGUGGCGGACGCGCGGCUCUCUCCCAGUGACCUCCCGGUUUUGGCCCAGUCACUCUCCCCGCCAGCAAGGUGCGAAGGCUUGCUCUCGUCCCGAUUCUGUAGCGCAUGCAAUUCUCCGCAGGUUUACCUGCAUGCAUUCCCCACGGGCGCGCAGCAGAGUUCGCGGCUGCUCAGCUGUUGCGGAAACGCGAACGCUCUGAUCUUGGUGCCUCCGAGAGAAAGGUCCGGUCGGGAUCGCCAUGAGAAGGGCGAGGUUUUGUGGGCGUGGCUUCUGGACACACCGUUUCCAGCCCCACCCAAAAUGCUUCUCAAACUCCUCACACUCCAGGAGGAGCGACAGCAGCGCGCUCAAGGGCGGCCUGCGAGCUUCGACAGAGAAGUCUCGACCUUCCCCGUUGGCCGGUGCAGAUGCGGAGACCAGCGCAGUCGCGACCCCUCCGAACUCCUGCACGCAGCAAAGACGGAAGUCAACACCCUCGGGUUUUCCUGUUCCUCAGGAGUCCAGAGAAAUCCAGUCUCAGAGGACUCCUUGGAGAAGGACGGGCAAAACGCCACCCAUGUAGGGGAGUGCGGCGAGGCGGUCGUAGCAGACACAGACCGUCGGUCCCGUCGCCAUGUGAUGGAGACAGCGAACGAAGCACGCCCCUGCUUUCUGGGCGUCGUUGUCGUUUCUGAUCGGUGUUCUGAAGGGGUCAUGAAGGAUGCAUGCGUUGAAGCGGCGCUGAGCAGCCUAAGGGUCUCUCCCGAACUCGCUAAACACCUCCAGCUCGAUGGGCUGACCUGCGAGAGCAUUGAAGUGGAGAAGGAGCGCGGUCAUGCGAACCACGUCGCGAGUCGAAUUGUGCCAGACGAACAAGAACAAAUUCAGAAAGCAGUCAUGUCUCUCGUUUGCCGACGCAUGCGUCACCAGGCGACUCGGGGUGAGGGGAACGGUAAAAGAGACUAUGGGGACGACCAAGUGGGCUGCAACGCCUUCGGUCCGUGCCUCAUCUUCGUAUGUGGGGGAACGGGUCUUUCGGUGCGAGACGUCACUCCUCAGGCUUUGCUGCCGCUCUUUUCAGUUCGGUGUAACGGCCUAGAGCACUUGCUGAUGCAGGCGUCUCUAACGUGCACUCCUAUGGCAGCAUUAGGUCGGCCAUGUGCUGGCAUUGCCACAUGCAGCAGACAGAGAAUCGAGGAUCUGGAAAGAUGUCGCGCCGCAGGCGUCACUAAAGAGACAGGCGGACCUCGGAAGAAACCGUCGGGUGGUUUGACUCAGAACGAGGCUGAGGAAUUCGGAGACGUUGAUCGAAGAGACGCGCACAUGACUUGUGACUGUGGUGCAAGAGCGUUGGUCUUUGGUUUGCCGGGGAGCCCACAGGCCGUUCGGGAGUGCAUCCAAGCCCUGUUGCCGGUUUUACCCCACGCGUUGGAAGUUGUCACUUCGGGGGCGUGAUCUGCCUCGCGAGCUCUAGGCGACUUCUACUUGAUGGCUAAAUAUAUGCCGCAGUGUCCGUUCCAGUCGACCUGACAGUUGUGAGUCAGCAAAGCCGUGCUUUCGAAGACUAGGGUUUGGUGCACAGCGAAUGUGCCGGUCCGUCCCGGUGGCAGUUCCACUGACACGUCAACCGCCGAAGAGCUGCAGAUAAUCCGAGAAAAUACGACCUCCGUACUGCAUCAACAUAUCGAUUACCCAUCAGUUUUGUAUCGUAUCUUUCAAUCACCACGUAAUAUGUUAGGAAAACCCCCGUUUGGGGAAGUCAGUCGCCGCGUGUGUCGACAUUUUGGAAACCCUGUUCAAGAGUUGGGAAGAGCGCAUCAAAGCAACCCUUGUUCUGUGCGAGACAGCAUUCACUGUCAGCCUUAACCUUCUACGCUCAAAGUUUCGUUGGUUUUUGGACUGCUACGAUGGCAUUAAAGCCAGCAGUGUCAGGUGGACUGUGAGAAUAGGUAUGGCUGUCCCGACGUGCAAGGCCGUGAUUGAAUAUUACCGAUACCCAGUUCAACAUGUUUCCGCCCUGAAGUUCUCGAAGCAGGCAGCUCUCAGCAUUACUGGGGGACAGGCAGGUCACCACAGUGAACUAUGGGGCCGAUAACAGCUAGUUGACGGGAGGCCAUCGCAUUUAAGGGAGCAGACGAUAACAACGUCGUACGAGCAGUGAUCCAAUGGACACCACGCAACAAUGGAUGGGACGCGAUAAUGGGAGCUGCGGCUUACGAUAGCUUGUAGCGAGUUUGUAAGUGCGUUCAGGCAUCACCAACGCCUCGUGUUCACAGCGGCAACAUUUCACGUUUGCCUCGGAACAGAUCAAUCCACGUUUCUGCCUACUCGAGCCAGACACAGUUUUGGCAACCAGAAGGAAGCGUGAACGGCUACGCACUGUAACCACGUUAUGGCAUGAACCAUGUCAUCCUUCUUCCACCGUUUCACUUAGUCUCUCUGCGUCUUUGCGUUCUCUCGUCUUUCUAUGCUGCAGCGCAUUCUAGUACCCCUUCGUAAUUUCAUCGCUGCCUCGAUGGUGGGAGGGCAAGUCUCUAGCAUACAUUUGCUUAUUUUUUACGUAUGUACCGUG